Molecule: messenger RNA, 1455 nt
Organism: Zophobas morio
Lineage: Eukaryota; Metazoa; Arthropoda; Insecta; Coleoptera; Tenebrionidae
Exons: 3
Coding region: 1-1455 (484 amino acids)
Source: RefSeq, a predicted model, not a curated record
AUGGAUCUUGAACAUAAUGUGCCAGCUCUUGUACCUGAAGAUGCUCACCACCCUUCACUUGCCGUAAGCUUAGAAUUCUUAGCAUCAUCUGCUACCCAUAAGUUUCCUGCAGCCAAUAAUGUACGCUACAACUUUAGGAAAGCCAACUUUCCUAAACUUUACAAAGAUUUAUUGAAAGCAGACUGGACAUUUCUCGACAAUUUCGGUGACGUAAAUAUUGCACUGGACAAUUUCUAUGAAUAUCUAUAUACGCUUCUAGACCAAAAUGUUCCAAAAGUUUCCGGUUGUUCAUCUUCUAAGUUUCCAUAUUGGGUUACGAAUGAAAUAAAAAACAAUAUCAAAACCAAAGAAAAUUUCAGACGUAAGUGCUUGAGAACCAAAAAUAAUGUCUUCUAUAAUGAAUAUAAAAGGCUAAGAUCUCUCGUGAAAAAUCAGUUGAAUAGUGCAUAUCAUGAUUACAUCAACCAAGUGGAGAUUAACUUACAAUCAAAUCCUUCUGGAUUGUGGAGUUUCAUAAACGUCAAAAAAGGAACGUCUAGAAUUCCCAGCUACACGAUCGACGAGGAGCACAAUGAAUAUACUAAUCCACAAGAUAUUGUAGACGCAUUUGCAAAAACUUUUGCAAAUGCACAAACUAAUGACUCGUCAACCUCCUUUUUACCCACUUAUGAAAACUCUUCAAUUUGUUCAGUUUUUCCAGUUAGCCAAAACGAACUAAUAUCAAUAAUGAAAAACUUUCCUAAUAAACUGACAGCCGGUGAUGAUUCAAUUCCAAGUUUUGUUCUUCGAUAUUGUAGUUCUGCAUUUGUUCUACCACUGUCCAUAAUAAUUAAUUUGGCCUUAAAAACAAAUACUUACCCAGAACACUGGAAAAUAGCCAGAGUCAUCCCCAUAUUUAAAAAAGGUAGUUCUCAACUCCUCAACAACUAUCGCCCAAUAUCUAUUUUAUCGAAUUUUUCAAAGGUGAUGGAGCAGGUAUUAUAUAAACCAAUUUACUACAGUGUCCGGCCCUACAUAUCGCCAUACCAACAUGGUUUUGUAAAAGGCAGAUCCACUAUUACUAAUUUAUCUGUGCUAAGUCAGACACUAGUCCAAGAAAUCGAUAAUCAAGGUCAAAUUGAUGUCAUCUACACUGAUUUUUCUAAGGCCUUUGAUUGCAUCCCACACAGAAUUUUACUUCGUUUUAUCAUGAGGGUAUCUAAGUAUUUCCGUAAUGUCAACCUGAUCAAAAUUCUGUUUUAUGCCUUUGUUUUAAGCAAGUUAGAAUACGCAUCUUUAAUUUGGUAUCCGAUAUACAUCACGCAGCACAUGGUCCUAGAUAGAAUUCUGAAGAAAUUCUUGAAGUUUCUAUCAUUUAAAUGUGAUGGAACGUACCCUGAACGGGAUUUGUACAAACAUUCAAGAUCCCUAGAGCUCGUACCAACGUUUUACGUCGUGCACCUAUUUACACAAUGA